UCAGGACGUGACUUUGCUCAGGGUGAGGUUCUGCAUGAGUCGCCGGGGCGGCUGAUUGAAGGUCAGCCAGAGUGCAUUAUGGACGACGUUUUUGCCACGACGCAGAUCUUGUGGGAAGAUGAAGCCAAGAACUACUCGAUUCUGGGUCUGGGAUUCGCCAGCCUGCACAACCAUGCAGAGGACCCCAACACCGACUUCGCGUGGGAGCAACGACGGGAGCAUGGCCGACGACUGGUGGGGCGAUUCUGGACCUUGAGGCCAGUGCAGAAAGGUGAAGAGCUGCUCAUCUCCUAUGGUUCCAGCUGGUUCACGUCCAGGAAUCUCACUGCCAAGUCUAGCUGAAAAACGGCGGGAGCGCCAAAGCCGAAGUCUGCUGGAUGGAGGAGUUUCUACCAGAAGAUCGCCAUUGCUGAGGUUCUGGGCUUGCCAUUGGUAGGAAUCAGUGCCUCAACGCGAAGAUCGGACCAUACCGGGUUAAGCAGGCGCUGAGUUCAGCCCCAGUGAAAGCGAACUUUUGGACGAUCUUGACUCCGACGGACUAUGGGAAUUCCGCGCGUGCGAA
Messenger RNA from Cladocopium goreaui, 562 nucleotides. NCBI's taxonomy places the organism in Eukaryota, Dinophyceae, Suessiales, Symbiodiniaceae. The record is from the annotation of a GenBank genome assembly.